Penicillium chermesinum is the source of this 1410-nucleotide messenger RNA. RefSeq names its product microfibrillar-associated 1 family protein. The transcript has a single exon. Bases 1 to 1410 code for a protein of 469 amino acids. NCBI's taxonomy places the organism in Eukaryota, Fungi, Ascomycota, Eurotiomycetes, Eurotiales, Aspergillaceae. The record is from RefSeq and is a predicted model, not a curated record. Gene Ontology annotation, molecular function: RNA binding. Gene Ontology annotation, biological process: mRNA splicing, via spliceosome. Gene Ontology annotation, cellular component: U2-type spliceosomal complex.
AUGCCUCCGCUCGUGUCCCGCAACCGGGGGAUGACCAAGAACCCGGUCAGGCCAGGUCGCUAUCGCCCAGGAAAGCCACUUGUAGAAGAGUCGUCUUCAUCCGAGGAGGAAGAGGAUGAUGUAGAAGCGCAAAGGGAACAAGAACGAGUACACGCCGAGGCUCAGCGCCGGAAACAGCAACCUCCCAAGGCGUCCUCGUUUCCUGCCGCAGCAGCUCCUCAAGUCCAAGAAGAUGAUUCAGACGAGGAGGGAUUCGUGACUGAUGAAGAAGAGGCACCACCAGCACCAGAAAGACCUGCAUUACCCGCAGAGGCGCAACCACAAACGACUGCCCCGAAACCAGGUCCGGCGGUAGCAUCAGAAGAAAGCGAGGAGGAAGAAGAAGAGGACGAAGAAGAGAGUUCAGAAGAAGAAAGCAGCUCAGAAGACGAGGCACCCCGGGUCCGGGUACGACCUACAUUCGUGAAGAAGAGCCAGCGGGGGAAUGCGGCAGGUCAAAACGCCAAUCAGGCACAGGCACCGCUGGCAGCAGCAGACUCCGCCGCCGAAAGUGAAGCACGCCGCGCUCAACGACAAGAAAAGGCCGACCAGCUCGUCCGCGAACAAAUAGAGAAAGCCGCCAUUGCGCGCGCGGAAGGGAACCGGGCCUGGGACGACGACGAACUGGUACAAGCGGACGAAGAAGAAGAAAUCGACGACCGCGACGGCAUUGACCCAGAAGGCGAAUACGCCGCCUGGAAGCUCCGAGAGUUCAAGCGCCUGAAGCGCGAGCGUGAGGCUAUCGAACAGGCCGAGAAAGAGCGUGAGGAAGUGGAGCGCCGCCGCAAUCUCACAGCUGAAGAGCGAGAGCGGGAAGAUCAGGAAUUUAUCGCCAAGCAGAAGGCUGAGCGCGAAGCCAAUCGCGGCGAAACGGGGUUCAUGCAACGGUACUUCCACAAGGGAGCGUUCUACCGCGACGAUCUCGAGAAAGAAGGACUCGAUCAACGGAAUGUCAUGGGCCGACGGUUCGUGGACGAAGUGGCUACCGAGACGCUGCCCCAGUACAUGCAAGUGCGUGACAUGACCAAGCUUGGUAAGAAGGGACGCACGCGGUACCGCGAUCUCAAGACGGAGGAUACUGGCCGUUUCGGCGAGGGCUACCAGAAUAAGCGUCGGCCGAAUGGUCCGCCCAUUGGGAUUACAGAUGAGCGUUUUAUGCCUGAUCAGCCUGGUGACCGUGGCUCAGGCCCUUCCGGGCCUACGGGUGCGAAUGCAAGCAUUGUACAAUCGCGCCGCAGGUCACGGUCACGAUCCCCGCGAUACGAUCGACGUGGAUAUCGGGACGAUCGAAGUCGUUCGCGAGAACGGCGGAAGCGCAGUCCAUCGCCAUACGACGAUCGAGAGAAACGGCGAAGAGUGGAUAGUACUUAG